AUGGCCCGUACUAAGCAGACUGCCCGUAAGUCCACUGGUGGCAAGGCUCCCCGUAAGCAGCUCGCUUCCAAGGCUGCUCGCAAGGCCGCCCCCUCCACCGGCGGUGUCAAGAAGCCUCACCGCUACAAGCCCGGUACCGUCGCUCUGCGUGAGAUCCGUCGCUACCAGAAGUCCACUGAGCUCCUGAUCCGCAAGCUCCCCUUCCAGCGUCUGGUUCGUGAGAUCGCCCAGGACUUCAAGUCCGACCUGCGCUUCCAGUCCUCCGCCAUCGGUGCUCUCCAGGAGUCCGUUGAGGCCUACCUCGUCUCCCUGUUCGAGGACACCAACCUGUGUGCCAUCCACGCCAAGCGUGUCACCAUCCAGUCCAAGGACAUCCAGCUGGCCCGCCGCCUCCGUGGCGAGCGCUCUUAG
This is a messenger RNA of Penicillium canariense, 411 nucleotides long. It is a transcript of the gene hhtA, whose product is annotated as histone H3. Gene Ontology annotation, molecular function: DNA binding; structural constituent of chromatin; protein heterodimerization activity. Gene Ontology annotation, biological process: rRNA transcription. Gene Ontology annotation, cellular component: nucleosome. The transcript has 3 exons. The record is from RefSeq and is a predicted model, not a curated record. Lineage: Eukaryota; Fungi; Ascomycota; Eurotiomycetes; Eurotiales; Aspergillaceae. The coding region runs from base 1 to 411 and encodes 136 amino acids.